CGGGCCCAGCCGCGGGCUUGCGGGUCCGAGCCCGGCCUGGACGGCUCUGCGUGCGGAGCGAGCGGGGCGGCCGCCGCGAGCCUAGGGCCCCUCGGGGUGCCGGAGCCCGCAGAGAGCGGCGGGAGCGUGCAGCGGCCCGUCGCGGGAGGACUGUCCUGUAUGUCAUCUGGGCACGCGGCAGGAGGAGGAGGAGGCCAGGUUUGGGCGUCGGAUCUGUGUGCCGCCUCUGCGCCUCCGUUCCCGGGUCCCUGUGGUCUUGGGAAUCACCGAGCCACCACUUGUCACCUGUGAGACUGAGUUGCAGCGCGUCAAAGCAGGAUGAGUGCAAAACGAAACGAAACAAGAAUUACUCUGAACGUGUGCUGCGCAGUCCACAGGCCUCGGCUGUGCUCGGUCCUCUAGGAGAGGGGAAAGCCUGUGUGCUUGGUUCCCUUCUGAGUUAGGACCUCAGACUUCGCAGUGCUUCAGAGAGUCGGGAGAACGAACCAUCCCCUCAAGGCGUUUGGGUUUUGUUGUUAGAAAUUAUGUUUAGGCUGAAUUUCCGUGAGAAAAAUUAACAAAGUUCCACGUGAGAGGCAGAAAUAGCAUUCCAAGCGAGGCGGCAGAUCCCAUGGCCGGAAGUUAUGGUGUGAUGGCUGAUGACGGUUCUAUCGAUUACACAGUCCAUGAAGCCUGGAAUGAAGCCACCAAUGUUUACCUGAUAGUUAUCCUUGUUAGCUUUGGUCUCUUCAUGUAUGCCAAGAGGAAUAAAAGGAAAAUAAUGAGAAUCUUUAGUGUGCCUCCCGCAGAAGAGAUGUUGUCAGAGCCAAGCUUCUAUGACACAGUGAGCAGGAUUCGCUUAAGACAGCAAGUGGAGGCACAUCCCAUUUCAAGAAAGUACGAGUAUCAACAGCCACAGAGCCAGGCCGACAGUGUGCAGCUCUCACUGGAAUAAAACUUCAGACGAAGCAACGGAGGAGAAAGUGGUGCCGUACGAGAAACACGCUCCUCACCCUCUAUAAGCUCAGCACUUGUGCCCCUCCCCAGGCCGACAGUGUGCAGCUCUCGCUGGAAUAAAGCUUCAGACCCAGCAAGGGGAGAGAAUGUGACGCGGUACGAGAGACACACUCCUCGCCUCUAUAAGUGAUGUUCUGUGAGCUCAUCACUGUGCCCUCCCCAGGCCUGAGCUCAUCACUGUGCCCUCCCCAGGCUUUUGCUGCUGCUUCUAGGACUUUCAGCAUAAGUGCCAAAAUGCUUAGAAGGAAGAUGCUUAGUGACUGGAGAUGGGGACUUGCCCUUGUGAGGAUCAGUGAUGUCCCCAGGAUACAGUGAAAAAUACAAAACGUGUUUGGAAACAAGAAUCCUAGAGUUAAUGUCACUUCAGAAUAUUUUUACAGAGUUAAAACAUGAAAUUCUAGCUAUUGGGGUUGUUUGCUCUUAGGGCGUUGUUAUGAUGAUAUUUAACAUUGGUAGCAGAUUAAUUUGUGUUGCUUCCACGAUUGUUCCUGGCUCUUUGAGUGACCUUUUCUUCAAGACUUGUGUGACACACAAGACCUUGUAGUCUCUUCUGCAUCAUGAGGCGUAUCCUGUCUGCUUCUUGUGGAUAAUCUCUGUAGCUGGGUUUGUCUCUCUUUAAUUGCAUUCCCAAAAGUUGUUAUUUUGUUUCUGAGCCUGCAUUUCCCUUGCCUCCCUAGGGCUCCUUAGGGCCAUGCUGUUAGACAAGGAGACAUCUCUGUCUCGCUGUGGGCCCCUUACUUUCCCACGGUUUCCCUGUCACUGUUGAUUUGAUGGUUACAGCAGCAUCUGCUGCUGCUUAAAGCUUUGCUAAAAACCCA
Messenger RNA from Mastomys coucha (southern multimammate mouse), 1814 nucleotides. It is a transcript of the gene Smim19, whose product is annotated as small integral membrane protein 19. The coding region runs from base 611 to 934 and encodes 107 amino acids. Lineage: Eukaryota; Metazoa; Chordata; Mammalia; Rodentia; Muridae. The transcript has 4 exons. The record is from RefSeq and is a predicted model, not a curated record.